CCUCAAGUGUCGCCGCAACAACUUGUAGGAAUGUCGUAAAACGUGGAUUUCGACACCGAUAUUGUUUUAUUGACCACAACACAGCCCAUUAGAUCACCGUGCUCGAGGAUUAUGGUACUGGAACGCUAUCUGCAGUGAGUGGGAUUAAUUUUGUGUUUACGUCUACUAUCAGACAAUGUAUGCACGCAGCUGGAAGUGUGUUCGGCCGCCAUCAUGUAAAGAGAAGGGAUGUUAUUUGUGUGUUCUUUCGGCACCGACUUCAGAAAUGUAGCCCGGUAAAAGUGGAUUUAUUUGACGAUAAUGGAGGUGAUUUGGCUUCAUACGAGAUGGAGACAACGCUGCAAGUAGCAUAGAGAGAAAUGGGGAAGAAAAUUCAAUGUAUCGGCCGUUAUGUUUUGGACGGCAAAACACUCGGUAAAGGGAAUUUCGCACGAGUGGAACUAGCGACACAUAACGUUACAGAUUGUAAGGUUGCUGUGAAAAUAAUCGACACACGGAAAAUCAAGGAGGAGUACCUGAAACAGAACCUCCAUAGGGAGGCGAGAAUUCUCGGGCAGUUGCGCCAUCCCAAUAUUAUACGUCUCUAUGAGACACUUAAGGCCACUACGUUAUACUGCCUUGUUACGGAAUAUGCAUCGGGUGGGGAAUUACUGACUUAUAUUAAAAUGCACCAAGAAUAUCGGUUGUCAGAGGAUAAAUCACGCAUUUAUGUUCGUCAGCUGGUUUCUGCUCUACACUAUCUUCACGAGAGGGGUGUGGCACACAGGGACUUGAAGAUGGAAAACAUUAUGCUAGAUGAGAAACGAAAAAAUAUCAAACUUUGUGAUUUUGGCUUGAGUAACACAUUCUCUGACCAGGAGUUAAUGAAGACACAUUGUGGUUCCCCUGAGUAUGCAGCCCCAGAAUUAUUUUCUGCAGGAGAGAAGUAUGGAAAGGAAAUUGAUAUAUGGAGUCUCGGUGUCGUCAUGUAUGCAAUGAUGGUGGGCAAACUACCAUUCACAACCCCGUACACAGACCAGUACCGCCGCAUCAAACUCCUGCAGCAGAUAGAGAAGGGACUGGUGGACGAACACCAUAAGGAGAUGGCUCACCUUUCUCUGGAUGCCCGAGAUCUGAUACAGAAGAUUAUAGAACCCUCCCCAGCUCAACGUCUUCCACUGAUGGACAUCGAGAUUCACCCAUGGCUAACAGCGGGCUCGAAGAUGCCAUUCUACCCAUUUGUCGCCCUUCCUCGUGAUAAAGCCAUGAAAUCUGUGGUCAUAACUGAAGUUGCCACUUUGAUGACUAUCAAGAAAGAUGUGGUGGAACAAACAGUCCAUGAAAACAAGUUUGAUGAAUUGUCAGCCAUGUAUAAUAUGAUUCUAGACAAAAAACGACUAGCUCAAGGUAUUUUUAAUGUUGACCACACGUUGAAGUGUGAACACCGCAAUGAAGGCAAAGCUCCCCGCAAGCACCGGUCCAAGUCUACACCCCGCACAGACAAUGAUAGUGAUGCAAAAUCCAAAACCAAAACAGGAAAAGUGCCUCCAGCCCUGGUUCUGACUGCCAACAUCACGGUCGAGUCAGCUCCACACAGUGCCACCGGUUUGGGUACAGCACCCCAGGAGUAUGUCAGCACCACCAGCACAAACUUCGACUUCCUAGCUCUGUGCAGUCAACCCACCUGGCUCGGAGUCGACAGGCGCAGGUCACGCAGAAGGUCAAGGUCACCAGGUCCCAUGUCCCCAGCAGCCCAUUCGGGCUCAAUGAAGAAAAAGAGGGACAAAGAAAAGGAAAAACAUUCCCACUCCCAGGAGGGUGCCGGGGCACUGCUUUCUCCUGGAAACGUUGGAAGCACUGAAGCUGUUGAAAGUCAUUCUGAUGCAAUGAAAGGAGAAGACUCACAUUUUCUGUCUCCCAACGUUGUGCAUAGCAGCAAUCUGACACUUCUAGUGCCUCAAAGCAAGCCCCAUGGUCUGCAGAGGGUCAGCUCCUUGCGGCUUUCCAAAAAACGUUCCAAGUCGUGCGGGCCACGCGGGAAGGGCCCCCUCCAGAGGUCCAGUUCAGCCGACGUGCCGGACGCGUCCCAUGUUAUUGAACCCAUUGUGCCAAUAACCCUGGAGGUGCCCAAGCAGAGCCCCAUUCCCAGACCCGCCAAUCUGGUUCUUAAAGAGUGCUUGACGUCUGCUUCCUCUGUUAAGUUGAAGGCUUUGACGGCAGGAACCAACGGACCCAUCACCAGCGUGGACGUACACUUCUCGGACAGUUCCAAUCCAUGCUCAUCUACAGACCUGGUGAAGGGUUCCGAAAACUCUACCUCCUUGUUGACCAACAGGUUGGACGUUCCUCAGGCAGAACUGAACUUGUGUAAAAAUCUACCCAACAAAAAUGUACUAAGGACCACAAACUUAAGUGUUCACAGUCGUAGUGCUGGUGGUGGUGGUGGUCCCCAGUCUACUGCUAGUGUUUCUGGUGGCAGUUUAAGUGUUGUGAAGCCAAAAGACGACCAAGUAUCUGAGUGUGUGAGUGUUGAUGUCUUUCAUGAAAAAGCAGCCAAGCCCUCGUUGAGUAUGAAUAAUACUGUUGAUCACCAAAGCACAUUGGGUGCGCGUGCUAUGCAAUUUGAGGAGUGCACAGACCAUGAUAAAACCAAUUCGUUGUGGACCGAGAAGGAAUCCAGUGGUUUGCAUGAUAACAGGAAAGGUAGAAUAAGUUCUGAAGUCAGGAAAUUAGAAAAGUUAGAUUUAAGAAUUCCUCUUCAAGAGUCGUUCUCGGGUAAGGAUGUGUUCAGUGAUCACUAUUCUGGUCUGGAGAGUGCCGGCUGUGAAAAGAUCAUCGCUCAGGAGCUGGACGACCUCAAACUGCUCGAGAUGGAAGAAUGUGAAGACCUGGUGGACGGCAUUGCAGAUUCUGUUUCAGAAAACGGUGAUGAAACGACCGCACUCAUUCAGACGUCAAAAAACUUGAAACUUUCAAGUCCUGGCUGUUUGAAACCUUCUGCAAGGAGAAAUGGCCAUGAGACGCAGGUGACCUUGGAUGAGAUAGAAGUAUUAGAUCUUGUGGAUCAGACUGACAUGGCCUCAUGCUCCAGUCAGUCGGCAAAAAGACCAAACAGUGUGGGAUCUUCAAAGAGUGCGAAAAAGGGAAGUGGUGGAUCACGCAGUAGCUCAACACGUUCUCAGAAGUACUUGACAGGACCGAAGCUCAAAACUCCAACCACCCCAACGUGGAUGGUUCUCAAGACGCCCAUAGCUCGCAUUGAAAGUUUUCACAGUGAUGAAUUUGAGUACUACACAUCGGAGCCCGACAGGGGGGAUCGAAACUCAUUGAAUUCCAUGUCUCCUCUCUCUGUGAACACACCUACAGUGCCAUGUUUCGCUUACAAACUUAAUUUAGGUAAAAAGAAACCACCAAAGUUAAAAAAGACCAAGUCAAAAAUGGAUUCCCUUUCAAAGAGUACUGAAGUUGUUAAAAGUUUGUCUCAGGAGAGAAAUGCACAUGGCAGGUUGGAACCUGUGUUAACAGACCCCCUGUUGAGUUCGGGCAGUGAGACGGAGCACCACGAUGAGCUUUACGACAAAGUAACAGGAACAGGGAAAUCAAAAAUACAUCCAAUGGAUAUGGAUGAUCAAGACACCGAAGUGUUGAGCAAGAGUUCGAAAGUGAGCCGGGCGGGAAACAACCAGAAAGUGUCGCACACGAAUUCCAUCACCAAACAGCCAAACCAAAUCCAGAACUCCGUGAAUCGGCAUUCAAAAAACUUUCCAAGCCACGACACCAAGAAAAAAAUCAGCGUAAAAGGAUCCCCUUGGAGAAAAAGCUUUGCCCAAUUCCUGAAGAGGAAGAGGUUGAACUAUAGGCUGACUAGCAACAACAACAACAACGACUGCUCCACCGCCACACAGGAACAGUCGACGAGAAACGGCCACGCCCCAAGCAGUCCCGUCUCCAAGACAACAGAACCCCCAGGUCCAGAGGAAAACAGACUGACGUCUUCCUCUGGUCUUGUGGGUAACAAUAUUACAGAUGUUAUAGAACUCCAGUCAUCCCCACUACUGCACUCUCCCAGCCCCACACACCGAGUGUUUGACUUCACACUCGUCACUGACUCACCGAAAGGAAAAUCGUGCCUUCUGAGCUGGAGAGCUUGUCGAGACUGCGGCAUCAGCGACCAGUCGUCAGAAGAGGGGAGUGAGUGUAAUAUUCCACUGGAGACUGAUGUGAAUUUGUCUCUAAAGGCACUGUCAGACUUGAACAACAUUCAGGACCCCACCCGCACGUUCACUGCCUACCAGUUCACACAGACAUGAUCGCAGACUGUCUCUAGACAUCUAGUAAAUCUCAAGUGCAUCCAGCAUCCCACCCAAAUGUUCAUCACCAACACGUUCAUACAGACAUAGCUACAACUUGUUUGAAGAUCUCUAGCAAAUAUCUAGUCUUCUGGCUCAUCGGUGGUUCUCUUGAAAUUGCCAACAUUGAAAAUUCUCAUCCAAACCUUCACUACAUACUUCUUGUAAACAUCUGUUUACCGUCCACUACUGCAAAUAUGAUACACUUUUGCAGAUGUCAUCACCCUUCGCUUCUGAAAAAUUGCAUCCACCUUCUACUUCUUGAAAAUGACAUCCACCCUCCUUGAAAAUGACAUCCACCCUCCUUGAAAAUGACAUCCAUUCUCCUUGAAAAUGACAUCCACUCUCCUUGAAAAUGAUAUCCUUCCCUUCAGAAAUUAUCCACACACCACUUCCAUAGAUGACAUCCUCCGCCACGACUCACAGAAUGUGAUCUACUCAACUCUGCAAAUAUAUCCACCCCUACUCUUACAGAAAUAAUAUUCUCCCUCUUUGAAUUCACCGAUCUGCAGUUGAUAUUCCACCACCCUGCAGAAAACAUCCACCCUUUUCUAUAGACAAUAUCAUUCCUCCAUUCCCAUCCAGACACCACCCACCUUCCUCAAUACACUGAAGAUCACCUUUUUUCAAUUUUUUUGCAAUUGACCACAAAUGUUUGAGAGGACAUUACUGUAAGUUCAUUCUCGUCUAUUUAUCCUUUUUAUUCUUAAUUACGAUGAAGUGGAAUGUCUGAUUGUUUCUGACUCUUGAAUGGCUGGUCAUCGAGUUAAAAACAGUCAGCAUUUCUCUUCUCGUUUAAAUUGUUGAAAGGUUUACGGUUAAUCUGAAAGUGAACAGAUUGAGGGAAGUUUGCUCACUACUCCCUUUUUCUCUGUUUUUGUGGGGACGAUUUUCCGACCACUGUCAGAGGUUGCUCCCAAUACAGACGUGCUUGAACCUUGGUGGAUUGGGACAUCCACAGAGACUGGACCGUGACUGCAGUCAGUGUUUUGUUAUCUUGGGUCUCCUCAUCUGUGAUAUUCAUAACGGAUGCUCAGAAGUUUUUCUUAAAGAGAAUUUGACAGAAAAAUGUUCUUUCAUUUUUCUACUUCUAAUUUGUCUUCAAUGUCUACUCCAUGGCAGGAUUCUUGAUCUCUUGGGGGGUCACGUGUUCUAAGAAAUGUCAUUCAUGUGGUUUCUGUUGGUGAAAGGCAAACAAAAGGCACUAUUCCAGUCAAUAUAGUCAUUGCAGUAAUGGUGUGUGUGCCUGUCGGCUGAGGUGUGUUUUUAUAGUGUCAUGGGUGUUAGUGGCUUUGUAUCGUUCUCUUCUCAAAGGGAUCGCAUUAUUUUAUUUGCUCUUGGUAACAAAAGCUGGAGUUCCAAAGUGUAAGGAACAAAGUGAAAAAGAAGAAAAAACCAUUCCAAUAUUAUUUGAGUAUAAUAUGAUGGCAAAGAUUUCAGGAUAUUUGAUAGUAAUAAGUUGGUUUACACUAAAACAAAUUCCAAUAUUCAUGACAAACUGUGAUUUAAACAAAUUAUUAUUAUUAUUACUAUUAUUAUUGUCCAUUUUGCUUAUUAUAUGUGAAAUGGACUUUUGAAUUUUAUUGUACAUGUUUGUGUCAUUUCCAUAUUGUUUUUGUUUUUUUUUAAAGUUUUCUUCUGGUAAGAAAACACUCUUAUUCAUAUUGAACACGGAGCAGUUGGGUUGUUUGUUUUUUGACAAUUAUUACUUAUUUAUUCAUAAAUAUUGCAAAUAUGUUCACUGUUAUUCACCACUGUACAUAGUAUAAAUAGAGUUAUUUAUGACAUUAUUCAUCAGAUGAAAUGUUUUUUCUCAUUAACAAGCUGUGAUAUACUGAGUCAUUUCUUCCUGCUGUUGUCCGUCUGUUGGGAGUUUGUCUGUCUGUCUGUCUGUCUGUCUGGUGAUGGGGAUGAAUGGUUAAUAGUUAGAACAAGCUGCCAAAGGUAAAUUGCACACCUUGCUAUCUCCAGUGGCAUCCCAAGCUAUAUACAUAUACAUAGCUUGUAGCAACACAAAUACAUGGGUUUAAAUUCCAGCAUAUCUAACAUGGUAAUUUUCUUUUCUUUUUUCUUUUUUCUUUUUUUUUUUGGCUGUAUUCUGUUUGGGUUUUUUUGGGCUGUAUUCUGUUUGGUCUUUUUUGGCUGUAUUCUGUUUGGUUUUUUUUGGCUGUAUUCUGUUUGGUCUUUUUUGGCUGUAUUCUGUUUGGGGUUUUUUGACUGUAUUCUGUUUGGUCUUUUUUGGCUGUAUUCUGUUUGGGUUUUUUUGGCUGUAUUCUGUUUGGUCUUUUUUGGCUGUAUUCUGUUUGGUCUUUUUUGGCUGUAUUCUGUUUGGUCUUUUUUGGCUGUAUUCUGUUUGGUCUUUUUUAGCUGUAUUCUGUUUGGUCUUUUUGUAUGAACAUUUGUUGUGAGUAACUUUAAAGUGACAGACCCUAGUUUUUAAACACUAUGGCGUAUUUUUUACUAUUGGAGCCAUUUUUGAUAAUUAAAAUCUUAUAUUACUAGAUUUUAUUGUUUACGUUAUCCAUUUCCAUACAUCCGAAGUGUUUCUAAUCAUCCUGGUGUUUCUAAGACCACGAAAUGCAUUUUUCAUAUUUUUAAAAACAUGCUUACUUCUGAGAAAUAUCGGUUACAGAGAUGAGCUCUAGUCUACUUUUAAAGGGUGUUUUUCUGUUUUAACUUAUAUAGACUCUUUGUUUCUCUCUAUUGUAACUUCAUCCACAUGUGUUACAGGUUUGUAGAUUAACCAAACUUAGUGUAAAUUUUCAAAAGGUUGAAACUAGGGUCUGUGACAUUUAAUCUGGAAUGACAACUCGGAGAAUAACAAUUUUGGUAAAACAAUAACAGGGCUACUGAUAUAUAUUUACUAAGCAUUUUAAUACAAUUCUGAUCACAUUUUACAUUAAUUCUAACAUUAUUGUAUUUGUCAUCAUCACGGAAACUAAAAAUUUUAAUAAACAUCAUUGCAAAAGAAUUUAUAUGGUUAAAACAAAUUGUUACAAUAAAUUACUGUCAUGUCAUGUGCAGCAUUUAUUCCAUACAGAGAAGGCUGUAGUUGACAAAUUGUUUUAAUUUUUUUUUGUAAUACCUGGUAAUUCCUUAAAGGGAUGUGAAGUAAUAAAAAUAUAUGUGUGACUGUGUUAUAAAAAACUCAUGAAUACAGUAUAUAUACGACUUUUUAUUAAAACAGUUAGCAAAACGUCAUUAGUUCAUAGAAAAAAACUUUUUUAUUUUAAACUGAUUACACAAAGUAGCAGAUUUCAUUAUUUUUAAAUUGUGGAAAAAAAGUCUCAGCUUGCUAAUAUCUAAUAUUCUGAAAUAUUAUUUUAAAUGCAUGUAUUAACUAAAUAACUUCAAAAAUCUCAAAUUUAAAUUCUGGCAGAAAAUAUCUUUAGUUAAUAAUUCUUUGUUGAUUUUGUUUGAACUAGAGGUAAAGUAAACUUUAGUGAUUUACCUUUGACAUCUCAUUAUAGAUCAAACCUUGACUUGGAACAAUUAUGUGUUUUUUCUUGAAGGCUUUAUUUAUUUUGCAUACAGAGUAUGAUGUAUGUUAUGUUAGAAGAAAAAACACUGUGUUUACAUUUAAAACAUCAAAAUAUUUGUCAAAAUAUCACUUCUACAAUAAUAGAGAAAUUAUCCGGUACAGGAACUACAAAUUUUUCAAGAGUUCACUACUAAUUGAGAAAUAAAAAUAAUAAUUACACAAGUACACAUGUGGCGGACUUUACCAAGCCUGUUUUUCUUACACACAUGUAAAUGUAUUUAGUUACACAUAUGUAAGACAUAACAGUCUUUGUAUAUUUGGCCCAUACAGUUUUUGCCAUAAGACUCUAGCUACAUAAACUAUAAGAAAAAAAUAUUUUUACAUUCCAUUCAUAAUAAAAAUUAUUAAGAAAGAAUCACUAGUUUAUAAUGAUUCUUCUUGAUAACAUUAUUUGGUCACAAUUAUUUGUAAACAUUUAGAAAUAUAAUUUGCUCAUAAUUACAUUAAGAAAUAUCUAUUCACAAAAAGCUUAAUUUAAUUUCUAUAACAGUUUUAUACUAUAACAAAGCUAGAAUUCCUGUUUGCACCGAGAUAUAAAUGAAUAAGAUAAUAAAACAGAACUCUCAUUGAGGUUCAGUUGGUAAUAGGAUUGGUUACUCUCGGUGGAUCUAUUAUUUCCUAUUCCAACGGUGCCCCACUACUGGUGUAUCAAAGAUUGUGCUGUGUGGAAGGUCAUGUUUUAUGUUCCAACAACAAAUAAAAUUAUAGCACAUGUAUUUACUACAUUACAACAGCUUGUGGUAAGAACGAAAGAUAGUGAAUGUUAAUUAACUACAUGCACACUUGCAGUAAUGACACAAACCAAUCCACACAUGAAGACAGAUAAUUACUGAUGCUUAUUUGCAUAGGUAGCUUGAAUAAAUGUUUUAUUUUAAUACUUAAGUUAAAACAGAUUUUCACAUAAAGAAAUUAAUUUUCUUCAAAAGAACAGUCUAUUAAUAGUAUGAAUAUGGAAUAUUUGAAUUGUUGCGCUUUUAAAAAAAAUCUAAAACUUUUAGUUUUGAUUGGGUUUUUUGUGACGAGAUUCUAGAAUAGGACACAUUAUUCUAUUGUCUUUUACUGACAUCUUCAUCUCUAUCAGCACCUUUUGAAUAUAUUUUCAUGUUUUGCCGUAGCACAUUGUACAUUAUUAAAAUUCAUUCUAUGCAAAAGUAGACUGUGAAAGCUAUUUUAUGACAUGAAAUAACUGUCUGGAAUAGAUUUAACUAGGCUAUCAGGAGGUAUUAUGGAACACAAUUGGUUGUUGAUUGUUUCAAGUGAUUUGUGAAUAUCAUGUGAAGAUCAAAAUGAAGUUAAGUAGAAAUACAGUUUGUGAAUUUUUGUAAGCAAGUCAUGAUUGCUUUCUUGGUUGACAAAGCAGUACUGUAGAUUUUUUCUUGUAUGCAAUUUGAUGAAAUAAUUAAAUUGAUUGCUUCAUUUAUGCAACCAUCUUAUAAUGAGCACCAGUGUUUGUACAUGGUUAAAACAAUUUGCAAAUCUUCAGUAGAAUUUUUAGAAUAUUUUGGUAUUUGAAUAAUUUUUGUAUUUAUUUUAUCUUUUCCCCCCCUUUUUUUUUGGUGCAAAAAUGCCUCAAUUACAUCUAACAAUUUAAAAUUAGGCUGUUGAAUUUACAAAGAAACUAUUGGCUGUUAAACUGAACCUAAUAUGGUACUUAAGUCUCCUGGCUGUAGUGUACAGUUUGUCAAAAAGUUCAUAUAUAUUUAGAUUUAGGACCUCCACGAGUCCAAAAUAUUGGGACUCGAGGGCAAACUCGACUCGGACCCAAGUACCCGACACUUACACUAAAGGAUAAUGAAACUAAGGAAUAAAGUAAAAGAGCAUUAUGCAUCUUAAUUCCAGCGCUGAACAUAGAUGCCAAAUCAUGCCAUUGUAUUGUAUUCC
This is a messenger RNA of Gigantopelta aegis, 9750 nucleotides long. RefSeq names its product serine/threonine-protein kinase par-1-like. Gene Ontology annotation, molecular function: ATP binding; protein serine/threonine kinase activity. Gene Ontology annotation, cellular component: cytoplasm. NCBI's taxonomy places the organism in Eukaryota, Metazoa, Mollusca, Gastropoda, Neomphalida, Peltospiridae. The transcript has 17 exons. The record is from RefSeq and is a predicted model, not a curated record. The coding region runs from base 360 to 4289 and encodes 1309 amino acids. Gene Ontology annotation, biological process: protein phosphorylation; intracellular signal transduction.